Molecule: messenger RNA, 1878 nt
Organism: Oppiella nova
Lineage: Eukaryota; Metazoa; Arthropoda; Arachnida; Sarcoptiformes; Oppiidae
Source: the annotation of a GenBank genome assembly
UCAUUGAAGCCCAAGAGGUGGUCAGUAGCCGUCAUCGGCAGUGGAGUCAUAGGUGUCUCGUAUUAUGUUUACCACAAGAAUAGAGCCAAAUGUGACUUAGAUGUGGAUGAAGUGGUAGACAUUGGGGACACUCUGAGCCUCCAAUCAUUGAACCAAAGCAUUGAAAGCGAAAACUUUAAUUUACGAAGAAUUUGGCUGUACUUGAGGUCGGAUUCAAUGUAUUUACUGAUUGCCAUAACUAGCGCCUUAAUUGUGGCCAUUCUUAACAUCGAGAUUCCGCUGUCGAUCGGAUCCGUAAUGGAUGUGUUGUCGCGGUUUGCCAACGAAGAGAACUCCUCUUUUUGGUCGAACCGGUUCUUCGUUGAGAUGAAAGGACCGGCUCAUCGGGUCUUCCAGUUAUUCGUACUCCAAAGUUUGUUCACAUUUGCUUACAUCUCAUCGCUGGCAGUGGUCGGCGAGAAGGCCGCCUCUCGUAUAAGAAGUGAUUUGUUUGCCUCAAUCAUACGAUUAGACACUUCAUUCUUCGACAUUCAGAAAUCAUCCGAAAUUAUUAGUCGUCUAACCAAUGAUGUCCAGGAAUUCAAGAGCUCUUUCAAGCUCUUUGUGCCCUCAAUGGUCUUUUGUGGCUCUUUUUUGGGUUCAUAUCUUAGACAAAUGUCCAAAGAAUCUCAGGCACAGUCUGCCAAAGCGUCGGGAGUCGCGGGCGAAGCCAUUAGUAAUGUUCGGACCGUUAAAGCGUUUGCAAUGGAGGAAAGUCAGUCCAUUGUGUACGACAGAGAACUGAUGGCUGCAGAAGAAUUAAACAUUAAAUUGGGUUUAGGUAUCGGAGUAUUGCAAGGACUCACAAAUUUGGGACUUAAUUGCAUAGUAUUAGGAACUCUUGUUUACGGCGGAAAACUCUUAUCCAGUGAUGAGAUAAGUGCUGGAAAUUUGAUGUCAUUUUUAGUGGCCACCCAAACCAUUCAGAAAUCACUUUCGCAGUUGUCUCUAAUGUUUGGUCAUUUCAUUCGCGGCACGUCUGCCAUCACAAGAGUCUUCGAGUACAUUGAUAUCAAACCCACUGUUGUCCUCAACACAGGAGUUAUACUCAACAAAGUUGUCGGAGAAAUUGAGUUCAGAAAUGUUGGCUUCUCUUAUCCGACCCGUUCUGGACAUAAAGUUCUCAAAGAUUUUAAUCUAAAACUAAUUCCUGCGAAAGUGACGGCAAUUUGCGGCCAUUCGGGCGAAGGAAAGUCAACGAUUGCCUCACUCUUAGAAAGGUUUUAUGACAUCGAUUACGGUUCCAUCACUUUGGAUGGCUGUGACAUCAAGACAUUGGAUCCGAAUUGGCUCAGACGCCAUGUAAUCGGAUUCAUCAAUCAGGAGCCCAUUCUGUUCGGCACAACAGUCAUGGAAAACAUACGAUUCGGAAAACCGGAAGCAACUGAUGAGGAGGUGAUGAGUGCGGCCAGACUGGCAAACGCACACAACUUCAUCACUGACUUUCCCGACGGCUACCAGACUAUUGUUGGCGAGCGUGGGGUCACUGUAUCUGGCGGUCAGAAACAAAGAAUAGCAAUCGCGAGGGCUCUCAUUAAGAACCCAAAUGUACUGAUUCUCGAUGAGGCGACUUCCGCUUUGGACACAGAGUCCGAGGCUUUGGUUCAGGAGGCGCUCGAAAAGGUGAUGAAAAACAGAACGGUGUUGGUAAUCGCCCACCGCUUGAGUACAAUACAAAAUGCAGAUAUGAUUGCAGUCAUCUCGAAGGGAAGGCUCGCAGAGAUCGGAACCCAUUCACAACUCAUCAAAGAGAAGGGUUUGUAUUGGAAUCUAAUUCGACAGCAAUUCGAUGCAAGCGAUGAUUAAUAGUCACAAGUUUUAGUUAAAUCAAGUUAUCGG